GAUCGCCAUCUUGGACGGAAGAACUCAAAUCUGCCUUUGAUUUUAGCCUUCUUUUCUGUCACAGAUCAUGUCAGACAGCGACGAUUCUCAAUAUUCUGAUGAGGUAAUGGUCCAUCUAUUCGACAGUUUUCUGUUUUGAUUUAUCUGUUUGCGAGUGCUUGGCAAUUUGAAAUAGUAUUUAACAGCUGUGUUUUGCUCGCCGGCGCGCGUGCAAACCAAUUAUUAUCAUUUAUGUUUUGUUUUAUAGCCUUGUUUUACUAACAGUUUGAACUUGGUGCAAUGCAUGGCACGUUUAAUGCACAGUUUAAGGUCAAUUUUGAGAAAUGAAAUAUUCUCGGUGGUCCGCGAUAGUCAGUCAUUUAAUUUAACUUCGACCCAGAUAGCCGCUAUAUAUCAUCCUCUUUAUUUUCAAAGCCACUCUACUCGAACGACUGGUUACUGAGCCAUGCAUAUAAGAGCAGAUUCAUACCCUCUCCCAUUGUUUGUUCCUGUCCCUGUGUAAGUGAAGCCAGUGAGUACCAUAACUACUGAAGAAGAUUGUGACACCAUCUCAGUAUGUAAAAAAUUAAAAUUGAAAAGCUCUCAUCUUCAUAGUGAAAGCUUCAGGACAAAUUGAGAUAAAUCUAUUGAAAAGAACGAGUGGUCAGUGUGGCAAACUCUUUAUCUGGCAGUCCUAGGUUUGAGUCCCAUCUGGCUGCUUGCUGGAUUUGUUCAACAGCCCACCCACACUUUUAAAUAGCCAACUGGUUGGCUCCUGCCAUGUGGGGUUUUUAAUCCUGUUACCUUCUGUUUGCAUUAUUUGUUUCAAAUUAUGUAAGUGGUGUGCCUGUAAACUAGCUGGGUUAGCUAGCUACAUGCCACUUGAGAUCAUUUUCAGGGAAAAAGACGUACUUCUAGCUUAGUUAUUUGCGACCCAAAGUCUUGGUUUUAUCCCAGUAAGAAUCAAGGACAACUUGAACCUUUGACCUCCUGGUGCCAGUUGUUGAAAUGGUGGAUAGCACUAUCCACUGGGUAAAUCACUAUCCACUGGAUAGUGCAAUUGGUUUCCCUAAUACUUAUCCAAUGGAUAGCGCUAUCCAUCUUUUGAACAACUGGGGCUAGCCCUGCAAACCAGUCCUCCUUCAUAUUUAAUCAUCCUGCUGCAGUUGGUAGGUAUUGGUUGAUGUUUCUUUUUUCCACUCUAGCCUAGGAUAUUCAGGGUUUGCAAAUUUUAUUGAUGAGUGGAGUCAGUGUGACUUCUGCUUCACAAAUUUUGGAGUCAUUUUAGAAUAUUUUGGAGUCAAGUAUCACAACCAAAAAGAGCCAUUUUCAGACUUUCCAGCAUGUGGUCCUGGCAUGUAUACACUAUCGUGAGGGGUACACAAAGUAGUUGUGGUGGUCCAUAACUUCAGGGAAAGUCAUCUGAACAAUUUUGGCGUAAAAUACACCAAAUUUGGCGUAUUUGCGAACCCUGAUAUUAUCACAGAUGAUUUUAUAGUGAUAGAUUCAAGUUGUACAGGCCCACAUUUAAGAUGAACCCUAUCUGUUAGCACUGAACUUUAAUGGCAGUCAUUGAGUAACUUUGAUCGUAAUUUACCCUCUUCCUGUUUUGUCGUGCAGUAUAAUUCUUUAAUUUAUGUAUAACUUUUUCUUUGGAUUUUAUUACAUGUAGAUCCAUCCCCUUUCAGUUGAGGUCAUAGUGUUACCAGGGUACAAAUUUCAGUUACAUCAAGAAAUGUUUUUUUGCUAAAAUAAGUUUAGUUAAUACUGUAUAUGUUACAGGUCAAAAUUAAACUCAGGUUAUUUUUUUUAAACCUAGGUUGAUUCUCCAUUUCCUUUGUCUCCUAGCCCUGAUUAUUCAUGAAUUAAGGCUAGGAAAAUUGAGAAAAUAGAGAAUCAACCUAGGUUAAAAAAUUUUAACCUGAAUUAAAUUUUGACUUGUAACAUAUACACAUCACAACAUUUACAUAUUUAGGAAGGUGAGGAUAUCACCAGAGAAGAAGAUGAUGAGGAUGAAGAGGAUGAAGAAGAUGAUGAUGACUAUGAUGAGGAUAAUGAUUUUGAGGAUGACAGGCAAAGAAAGAAGAGAAGGCGGCAUACUGGUUUUAUCUUAGAGGAAGCAGGUCUGUGUUCUGUGAUCCUCACAAAAAGGAUUUUUUGGGACAAUAAAUAAUUAUAUUUUCAAAACCUCUUCGUGAACACUACCCAGUUAGCCAGAGAUUCAAACUCCGUUCAGAAGAAUGGAUGAUGGCUGGUCUGAGGUGGGAGAUCAUUGGUAAAAAUCUGUCUCAGACGAUACAUGUUUUGAAUAUGUAAAAAAACCCCAGCUGGAGGGACACUCAGGGUCUUUGGGAUUCAUUGGUUCAAACCCCAGCUGGAGGGACACUCAGGGUCUUUAUUAAGGCAGGGGAUUAUAGCGUAUGCUGCCUUUUUUUGACAUCUGCAAAGUGUUAGACCUUGUUUUCAGUUUUAGUCCUUUUGGAUAUGGACAGAAACCUGUAGGUCCAGUCCAACUCCAUGGAUGACAAUAAGAGCCAGCUACCAGCCAAUUUCACCAGCUGAGAAAGACCCUGCUACGGGCUCAAAUUGUUGUGGGAAACAAAGUCAUGGGGUAAUUUGGAAGGUGCAAUUAAUUGAAAAAGCUGGUUUGACUAAUAAAAAAGCCUGCUUACAGUAGCUUUUCCUUAGCUACAUCCCUGCCAGUCUCAAAGCUCUUUUACUGUUUUGAUUCUUUUGGGAUGUCAGAGACACCACACUGCUGUUGGUAAAGAGUAGGAGAUGUAGAUCACAAUAGUGUGGUCAAUCUCACUGGAUUUUGUGUGUCUUCAUGUGUUUGUAUUGCUGUAGCUGGUCCACGAUCAGCUUUUAAGCUGCUUUACAUUACAUAAUCUGCUUUGUGAAGAAAAAUAAUGAUGAUCCCUUGUCCAGUGCAAUAAGAGGAUUAUCAAUGAUUUUCUUCUGAUGUUCAUUUUUUUUUGUUUGAAGAUGUUGAUGAUGAUUAUGAUGAUGCUGAUGAUCAAGAGGAAGACGGAUAUGGAGAUAUAUAUGGUUCAGGUGUAGUAAAGACAGAUACACUUGACUCCUGAUAACUCCAACCUUCAAGGGAAACUGAAAAAAGUUCGAGCUAUCGGGAGUUCAAGUUAUUGGCAGUUUGAAGCAAAUAACCGGAAGUAGGGAAAUAAGUAAAUGGAUGGGAAGGAAUGCAAUUAAGCAACAAAAUAUACAGGGAUGGACACUGAAUUUGAACUGGAGUGACAAAAUAGUAAAGACAAAGAAUUGACUCGGUUGUUUUGAAAUAAAUUCAAUGUUUCGGACUUCAGUACACGGCUUUUUUCCCGACUUGUCAUGCGCUUUUAACAUGGUUCAAGUUAUCGAGGGUAAAAUUGUAUAGAAAUGAUCUGAAGGGAAACAAAACUUACUUCAAGUUAGCAGGAGGUUUGAGUUAUUGAGGAUUCGAGUUACUGAGGGUAAAAAAUUACAGUAAACGUAAGAAGGAAAUCCAGGGGAAAUUGACUUUGGUUCGAGUUACCGCAAGGUUUGAGUUUGCGAGGUUUUGAGUUAUUGGGAGUCAACUGUAUUCUAAAUAGGAAUUCUGACCUGUUGGACUAGCCAACUUUUAAAACCCUAAUCCUCACAUUACAGCAGAAUUUAAUUAUAGUACAACUGUAUCAGAGACAGAUUAUCUGUCUGGUUGUUUAAUAAUUUAUGUUACAGGUCAAGUUUGAUUGUGAACAGGUUAAUUUUGAUUUAACCUACCCAGUAGGUUGAUUCUCAAUUCUCUUUCUCUCCAAUCCCUAGCGGACAAAGGAAAUUACAUGUAAGAGUCUACCUAGGUUAAAAAAUUUUAACCUGAAAUCCAAUUUGACCUGUAAGAUUUAUAUGGGUGAUGAUUUUAGUUUCCAAGACAGGGACUAUAGUGUAGGCGGAAAAAAGGAUCAAAAUGAAAGUGUGGUGCAUGAAGCCCUUUCUAGGAAUAUAUCAAGGGAAAUGGAAAUACUACAUACAUAAAAAAAUGGAAAUGUUGUAGAUGCUCAGUAAGAUUGUAAGCAUUCAACAAUUUAAAUUUUAAGAAGUUGCACUUUAAAUUGAAGCAUUUAUGAAGUGUUUAGUUUGCUGUCUACCAAAUCUCCAUGUCAUUUUCUUGUUUGUAGUGGACAAAGAUGAUGAACCAAUUGGGGAUGACAUAUCGGUAAGAAAAAUGCUUUAUUUGUAGCAUUGAGUGUGUCACUGCUGUAGACAAGACAUGUAUACAUUAUCUUGUAGAGUUCAUGUUUGAAUAUUGGUUAAUAAUAAAACUCCAUCUCCUAAGUGUGUCGUUUUUUACUUGGUUUGUUUUUUUCCAGUCAGUUAAGUUCAAUAUGGUUACAUGUAAUUGACAGUCAUCAGGGACGCUUUUCUUUUAGGCAAAAUUUCCUGUUCGACCAGUUUAAAUGCAAAUGGAAUGUCUGGUUCGACUGGAAACUUUCCUGAACAUCACUGUUUUUCUUUUCAUUUCUUAUUGAAUCAUUCAAAAGGGCAUCAGCAUCUGUAGACUCAAAAUAGUUUUGAACUCUGUUAAAAAAACUGCUGCUAUUGCCACAAAGUCAAAAUUAAUUUCGCUUUUGGAUGAAGUUUCAAUUUCUUUGUUUAAGUUGUCGCAAAUUAUCGGCAGUGCUAUAACAGACAUCUUGUUGGAUUUUUGGUUCAAGUGAGCAAUGAGAUUGCAAAUGAGACCCUACGACUGGAAAGUCUUUCCAUUUGACUCUGAAUGUUUCUGAAAUUUUGCCGAAAUGGAAAGCACCCGAGGAGUCAAUGAUUGAAACGACUUUUUUUGCAUGUUAUUUUUUGUAGGAUGCUAGACGCUUUCAGCAGAUGCUUGGGUAUGUACUGCUCAUUGGAAACCUGAUUGUUUUUGUACUCUUUAGAAAAUGAGUAGGAGUGACAUAUUAUCGGGUUUAAAAACUCUCAGCUUUGCCUUUAGUUUUUCACCUGAUAAUACAAGGUUGCGAGUAUUUUGAAUGGCUUAAAAAUCUCUGAUACAGAUCGACUCAUUCAUGCACUAAUAUUUAGAUUUGGGGUUCUUUUUGUCUAAAAAAUUGGAUGUUAAGUUUAGCCAUGUCUUUAUAAGAUAUAAAGACACUCAUUACAGUCAAACCAGGUCAAGCAUAGCCCCCAAGAAUUCAUUAAUGAAUUUAUUAUUCGAAAGUUGACUCCGUCGGUAGUUGUAGAUUUCAGAUUGAUCCCUACAUUCUUGCAUGCAUAAUGAACCCUGAAUUCACACGCGAGGCAGUUCUGAAGUUUCUACUAGCUCCAUUUUCCUGAAUUUGAUGUAAAUGUCUUCUAAGAAACUUAAUCCAUUCAAAGAUUUUCAAUCUGACCAAAUACAGAGAAGUUCUGGUAAAAUAUUCACUGCUCAUUACGCAUGCAGAAAUGCCACUUUGAAUUUGACACCAGUUACGGGAACGACUAACCGAUUCAUUUUUCUAAUAAUCAGUUUAUUAAUAGAAUCUUGAGGGGUAUGCUUGACCUGCCUUGACUGUAAACAUUAAUUUCUUUUGUUUUUUCCUUUUGAAUAUUUUGAAAUUUCUUUAUGUCCUAUGAAAAACAACUGUACACUUUGAAUUGCCAAGACCAUUUGUAUUAUACUCUCCAAAUUAUGUUUAUGGACUUGCCAUAAUGUGUCUUAAUUCAAGUAGCAUUAGUUUUUACAAUGUUAACAAACAUGAAUGAUACUAAAAAUAUGUUGUUUAUAGAGAUAAAAAUGCUGAGGAACUGGAGGCUUACUACAAGCAAAAGUUUGCCGAGUCGUCAGAAAGGUUAGUGGUUUAAGCUUAUUCCCUUUGUUGUCAUGUGGCAAACAUCCAGAAAUUUUACUAUACAGGGCAAUGAUCACUUCUGAAAUGUCAGGGCUGCCUGGCCAAAGAAAGGCUGAUCAGUAUAGUAAAAUAAGUUAAGGUGCAGUGUACACUAACAGUUGUAUUACUGUAAGUAAACAUCAAGAAAUGAUACAGUGUAUUUACUGCUGACAGAGUUAACUCUAUCUACCGGUAAUCAAUGCACUACAGUGGUACAUGAACAUGCCUUGAGUGUCCAUAGAUACUGGUGAACUUUCAGGAAAAUACAUGUACCAUCAAACACUGAAAGAAGGCCAGGGACUUUUGUUUUGUGAUUUUCUUUUAAUCAAGUAUAGUCAAACCCUGCCUAAUCAAACAGCUCAUUAUUACCAACAGUUUGCUUUGUCCCUGGCGAAAGAAAGCCCUCACAGUUUCUCUAAAUUCAAACCACUUAUUAUGGACACCCCUUUAAUACGGACACUCUAUGCCCUCCUCCGUGUGCUUAUUAAAGGUAUUUGACAGUAUUCUAUCUGAAUUGUGCCGUGAGUAGUUUGGGCAAAUGGGUGCAGGGAUGAUACAUGGACUGUAGUGGGAACAAAGUGCCCCUUUAUUUGCUGACAUCCUUUCCCACCUCUCCGAUCAUCUGUAAUUCAGUCACACACUCGCUUAGAUACAUCUGUAGAGGACAAAUAAUGUUACCACUUAUUUUAACAUUUAUCAAUAUUUUCUUGAUUCUUUGGCUGACUAUUGCUUCAUUGAACAGGUAUAGAGAUGACUAUGAACUUCGACCAGAGAUUCAGCAGCAGAGUCUUUUACCUGGUGUCAAGUAAGCAAUUUUAUUUUUGUUGUUUUUACUUCUUUGUAUCCGCACUCGUCCAAUUGAGUAUUAUUGAGUUAUGAAAUAUUUUCAUAUUGUCAAGCUCCUUUAGAUAUAUAUUUUUUUACAUGUAGUACGUGUAAGCUCCUCAUGUCAACAAUGGUGUCAAUGUCCUCACAUCUUAAUGUAAUAUCUACAUGUAUGCUGUGGCACUGAGUUGCACCUGCAUCUUUUUUAUCCCCACAGAGAUCCAAACCUAUGGACAGUGAAAUGCAAGGUAAAAACUAAAGAUACAUCACAUACAAAUCAUUAGUGAAGAAUUAGAGAUUUGGAAUAGAACAGAAGAAAGUGGCCGUUUUGGAAAGGUGGCCGUUAUGGGGAGGUAGCGGGGUAAUAUAACAAUUUCUUUAGGGAGUACAACAUGUUUAUUGUGCUAAGUUCAUGCUUACUUUAUCUCAUAGCAGUAAUCCAAUCAUAUAUAAUAAUUUAUUAUAUAGAGAUAAAAAAAUGCAAAAAAACUUGAAUAAUGUUUGAAAUCAAAAUGUUAAUGUGACAAAACGAGCAAGUUUCACAACAUUUUCCAUAAGUAUGGCAGACGAUAUAUGCUUACGGUAGAUGUAUAGAUGAAACACAAUCAAAACAUCAUUGCCACGAUUAAUCAUCAAUGUGCUACAUGGAUAAAAUUUCAUGACCAUUCUUGAUUUUUUCAUCGGAUGCUGAAAAAACUUGCUGUUGUCAAGAGGUUAUUUUGGCAGAUGGGGACAUGCUAAUAAUUGAUGACCAUUGCCAUUGUAGAGAGGUUUUAACAAGAGUAAAUGUAUGGAUUGUCCUCCGGGACAAAAUAAAGUGGCCACUGUGGAGAGGCGGCUGUUAGUGGAGGUUUAACUGUAAUCACUUUUGAAAUCACAUUUGCCUAUUCUGUACAUUUUCGUAUUAAUGUGUAGAUUGGAGAGGAAAAGGCUACGGUGAUUGGCCUGAUGAGGAAAGCUAUUGCCCAGCAGUUUACUGAUGAAGUAAGUACACAACUUUGUAUAUGUAUUAUCAUCACAUUACACAUGUUGUAUUACUGGAUAAGUGAAGUCAGAUUUGGUCUUCUGAACCUAUCCAAGAGAAAAAAAUAAUAAUAAAGCAAUGCAGAAGAAUGAAAGGAUGAAUUUUUGAUGAAUUGAGACAGACAUCAAACUUUUCGUAAACUUAAUCCACCCAGUUUAAUUCAUCUCAUGAAAAGUUUGAUGUUUAGCCGUGGCCUAAGAUUUAUUUAUGGUCUUGUUUUCAGCCUUUACAGAUCAAGUCCGCUGUGGCUGUAGAAGGCCUUAAAGGAUACAUCUACAUUGAAGCAUACAAACAAACUCAUGUCAAACAGGUGUCAACAGCAUGAUAACAAUGUAACUUCACUGUAGUUUAGUGUCUUUGUGUACAUGUACCAUGCAAAAAACAAACAGAUGGAUUGUUGAUUUUUUAAAUGAAUUUCAGUUAUGACAUUUUCAAGCGGUUGUGAUAAUUAUGCAGUGGUAAAUUUAUUGAAUUAGUUUUGCUUAUUAUUUAUACAUAUUAUCCUAACUUGGAAGUGCAAUUUGUGUCACUGUCACAGAGACAGAAUCACUUAUUUUCUGAAAUUGCAAGAAAUUCUUGUAGUUUUGAGCAUGUUAUUGUCUUUGCUAAUCCUCUUUUCUUAUAAAACUUACCUAAUUUUAAUAUUAACAAAAUCCUGAAGGAAGUUUCAGAUAUUCCUCCAUUUUCAUUUGCAUUUGGUCACACCAACUUGCAGCCGUUGGGGUUUGUCAAUGCUGUUGUUUCAAGAUUAGAUCUAAAAGGUCAUUGUUUUAUUAGUAUUCUUAAGUAACCUGUUACAACUUAGGAAUUCUGGAAUAUAGCUGUGGCAGCACUUUUUAUGUGUAUGCCGUGAGAUUUACUCACAUACUGUAUGGCCCCAAUUUAUUGUGUUUCAAUAGGCCAUUGAAGGUUUUGGUACUCUGCGACUUGGAAAAUGGUCACAGAUGAUGGUGCCAAUCAGAGAAAUGACAGAUGUUAUGAAAGUUGUAAAAGAGGUGGUGUCUGUUAAGCCUAGACAGUGGGUCAGGUUAAAACGUGGGAUUUACAAGGAUGACCUUGCACAGGUAAUGCCAUAAUUGCCACCAUUUCAGGGAUCAAAAAAAAGUUCCGUGUGGUAGUCCAGGAAAAGUAGAUUUUCUUGCUGGGCAAGUAUUCUUUCAAAGCUUUUGAAGCUUUCUUGCCCCAUGGGCAAGGGCUCAGGCAAGUCAUCAUCUAACAAAACCAUCAACUAAGAAGAGCAAGAACUUGUCCUGGGCAAGCAAAAUGAGAGAACUGCUUGCCCAAAGGACAAGCCAGAAUUCAAGUUUUUUCUACCCUUGCACUAACUAAAUGUACACUUUAGGUUAGUUACAUAACUGUAUUGGUAUAGAUAAUCUUGUCAGGAUAGGAAAGUCCUCAUAUUACUAAAAGGCAUUUAGUUCCAGCUGGUUCCUCUGUUAUAAAAUAGUAUUGUUAAUGAUUUUCUCAGCUUAGCUUACAUUUUUCUCUGUUACAAUUCUCCACAGGUGGAUUUUGUCAACACUGCAAGAAAUCAAGUAAGCCAGAGAAAUAUUUAUAUUCCUGCAGAAAUGUCAUUACUUUGUGGACAGAAGUUUUUGGUAGACCUCGCUUUCCAACACAUCUUUCCUAAAGAUAUACUGUAUUGUUUCUGAAGUUAUGAAUGUAUGAAAAUCAUAUAAUUAUGAGAACUGUGGGGUGAAGAAUUUUAUGAAAGAAGAUAAUUGUACUGUUUCUUUUAUCAAGUUUUUAAUCCUGUAAUGUUGCUUGAAGAAAAACAAAAAUGUCUGCAAACCUUUCUUACAGUUUUGGGCAACUCAUUUUACUAAUAAUAUAAUUUUAUAUGAAAAAAUGUUUCAGACAUGCACAUACAUAAUUAUACUGUUACAGGUUGAAAUUACCAUAAAAUUCCGAAAAUAAGGCCAGGGCUCAGCCUUUGAUAUGGAAAUGAUUUUUCAUUCUCAUGCAAAUAAAACUCAUUUUCACAAGAAAGGUUGUGCACUUUGCCUUAUUUUGAAAGUGAGGGUUUUCGGAACUCGGAAGUGGCUUAUUCUCAAUUUUCUUUGUCUCCUAGCCCUGAUUCUGGAAUAAUUAGGGUUAGGAGACAAAGCCGUUUACAUUUUGAUACUCAUGCUAACAAGUACAGAUGCUUGUAUUAAAUGCCAAAAAGGGUAGUUGAAGUCUUAAAAUUAUGUGGAUAUGGAGCUCAGUAUGGAAAAAAUAAAUUUUCAGUUAGGAUAAUGAUUAUUCUUGUACUAUAUAUAGGUGACACUAAAGAUGAUUCCCAGGAUUGAUUACAGUAGAAGUAGAGGCCUAGCUAAGUCUGCUGAGGUACAUACAUUUAAUGCUUUUUGUGGAUCUUAAAAUGAGUCAAUCAUUAAAUAAGACUACAGUUAACUCUCUCUAAAAUGGACUUGGGGACUCAAACUCAAACUCAAACUCAAACUCAAUCAAAAGACUAGAGAACUGCAUCGGUCAUCUCUAGGUGUCCAUUUUAUGGAGGUUGCUUUCUUAUAAAGUCAUUGACUGUAUUCCUUUGAAUGUUUUGUAUACUUUUAGCUCCUGGCUGUUGCUGACAUUAGCUUGCAAAAUUGUUGGUUUAAAUGGUUUGUGAAUAGGCUGGACCAGAUUCAGCAAGCGAUAAAGUUGUAGUUUGUUAAUGUUUGUUAUUUGUGUUUUGGAUGCAUAUGAGGUUUCUAUGGUGUUAUCAGGUGUCAUAUCAUUGAACAGAGUAUUGAUGAAACGUGAUUUGUGGUUGGUAAAUUUGUAGGAUUCUCUGGAGAAGAGGAAAAGGAAAAGGAAGCCGCCCCAAAAACUGUUUGAUGCUGAUGCCAUCAGGUACUAGAUCUUUUUUUCUGCCUUCACAUUGUUUUAGCUAGUGAAUUUGAAGUGAAAUAAAGUCAUUGUUAAGUGAGUUCCAUGGUGUCAUCAUAACAUUUUAGAGGCCUUUUUAGGGCAAAAUUCUGACAAGUGAGAUAUGGUUGAAUCAGCUACAUAGGAUUCCUCAAUAUACAAAACGACAGGUUUUGAAAUUCAGACUAGGGACAUAUGCAACCCUGCUAAGAGGGUCUCAUUGUCUUAUUUCGAUCUCUUGCUGCGUUCAGUCCAUUCAACAGAUGGACAUCCGUAACUUAAUUCUUAACUGCAUGUUCCAUAGCACCAAUGCAGCUGCAGCUUCUAAGGCUUGAAGUUGUUUUUGUAUGCGACGGCUCAUUCUGGCCGAUGAUUUAUUGUUGUAAUACACAGAGCAAUUGGAGGAGAGAUAGGACAGGAUGGUGAUUUCAUGAUCUUUGAAGGCAGUCGUUAUCGAGGUGGCUUCAUGUACAAGACACUAGCCAUGUCUGCAAUAGUAAGCUUUUGUACUGGUUGCCCUUAAACGGUGGCUCACUUGCAGAGGUGAUCUCUAAUGGAGCCCAUGAUACUAUGAUGACUUCCCCUUGCUUUUUGGCGUCUUUUGCACUAAACCAUUAUGUCAGGCAUAGAAAAUUCACAGGCGUAGAGCCUUUGCAGUCACUAGGAUUUGUCUCAGAGCUAAACGUUGAUUUAUGAAAAGAUGAGGUCAAUCAGAUAGGUCUUAAAACAAAAAAAUUUAGUUCAUUUAAAAAGGUUAGUAGGUUUCUGUACUACUGCUAAUUUGAAUGUUUCCCUUGAGUUUGAAUAUUUGGAAACCAGCGGGUAUUUCCCGUUAGCCCUUAGCAGAAGCAUAUAACCCUGAACUUUAGUGAAUUAUGAAGAGUUAAAAUUAAGGUGUACAGAACGAUGUUUUAUUUAGAAAAAAGAAGAGAGUUAUAGCCACAGUAGAUGCGUUGAACACAUUUUUACUUGACUCUUAAGAGUUUUCUAUGAUUGUAAUACAAGCAUACUUCAUAUUUGUGUAUCAGGUGGUUGAAGGUAUUAAGCCAACCCUGCUGGAGCUUCAGAAAUUUGAGACAGCACCCGAGGAUGUUGAACUAGAAGGUAUGGAUUACCAUAGGUUGUUUUUUGUCAUUGCAUUCCAAAUGAGAAAACCCUGAAAGUAGCCAUUAAUCUAUACCACUGGAAUUUUUAGCAUCAUGGAAUGGUAUUUAAACUUAAAAAUUGUACAGUUUUAAGUUAACCAAGGGUGCCAAUGAAGUGAUUUCUUGAGUUAAAAUUAUUCCAGAAUGUAUGAAUGUCUUCUUCUCUCUUACAUGGUGAGCAUAUGUGACGUAAAAAACGCUCACCUUCAUUCAUCUUUUUUCAGUUUCAAUGCAAUUCACUUGAAAAUUUUCAACAAUUUAGAACACACCAUUCCCUAAAAUCGUAUGUUUUUUUUGGUUUUCAGAUUUUGGCAUUUGGCGGGUAAAUGAGGUCACAAAGUUCCCGCCAAAUUUUGUUUUUAGUAUUAUAGGAUAUCUAAUGAUGGUUUCUGAAAGAACUCAUCACAAGGAUGUCAAAAGUGAAAAUUUUUUUUUGAAAUUUGUCUAUCUACACAAAAGAAAUAGUGUUUUGAAAGUUCAAUUUUCCUCCAUUUUGUUACUAAAAAUAGUACAAGAUGGCGGGAAAUUCAAGAGCAAGGCAUAUAGCUUGAUAGAGUGAUCCUAAAUCAUGUUGGCUGAAUUUCCACGUAAAUCCUUUUUUUAGUUCCCGUAAAAAGUUUGAAGGAGGGACUAGAUGAAGAAAGACACAAUUUUGCAACUGGAGAUGUUGUAGAAGUUGCAGAAGGAGAUCUGGCAAAUUUGAAAGGAACGGUGCUUAGUAUUGACGGAAACAAAAUCACCAUCAUGCCAAAACAUGAAGACUUAAAGGUUAGCUAAGUAUUCAUCUGUAAAUUGUUGUGUAAAUUAUUAUAUUAAUGUGUUUUUCUGGGUAUAUUUUUCCUUAAUUAAAUUUGUAACUGAGGUUUAGAAAUUAUCAGAGUAGUUGUUGACAGGAAGUAGUAAAACCAAGAGUUGACAAAACGUACCAGGGCAAAGAAGGUGACCUUGGCUGAGUAGACUACUUGCAUGUAUAAACUGAAAUGAUACAUUCUGUCUUAUUAUCUAAGGAGUUUAAGUUGGAGUUUUGACAUCAUUUUCUGUUACAGGAUCCUUUAGAGUUUAUGGCAAAUGAGCUUCAGAAGCAUUUUAAGAUGGGCGAUCAUGUCAAGGUUAUUGGGGGUCGUUAUGAAGGUGACACAGGGCUGAUUGUUCGAGUUGAAGAUAAUAUGGUGGUGCUGUUUGCAGAUUUAACCAUGCAUGAGGUAGGGAAAUAGUUCAAGCAAAUGUUUUAUUAUUUGUUUUUUUUUUUGGUUGCUCAAGACAGGCAUGUUUUAAGGCUUGGUUAUUAGCAACUGUACAGGAAAUGACCCACCAAUUGCCCACCUCUUAUUACAAAGGAAUUUUGGAUCCACGUGAGCAGCAGAAAUCGAGCCAUUCUUUAUGUUCCCUAAAGGAAAGAAGCUUUCUGUUCAGAUCUUUGUCCUUGAUGUUCUGUUAACUUGCUUGGGAGCCAUGAUGGCCAUUUAGGAACCAUCAUGCCAGGUUAGGUAUUCAUGGCGGUUAUGUGCACAGGGUAAACGUUCCUGCCCUGCAUGUACAUGUAUUUCAACUUCAGUUUUAGUUGGACAGUUAUUCCAGAUGUAUCAUUUCUUCUGAUGACUCUGCACAGUUGAUAGAAAACCAUGAUAAUAGCUUUUACUUUACUGUGUUGCAGCUCAAGGUUUUGCCCAAAGAUCUUCAGUUAUGUACAGAGAGGAGCAGUGGAGUGGACUCCAUGGGACAACAUCAGUGGGGGGAUAUGGUGCAGCUAGAGUAAGCUAAUACCUACUGACACUCUUUUGUUGUUGAAUUUCAUGCCUAUCUGUUCCAGGUUCCUUGUAAACUUUGCAUGCAAUAAUUUCGUGGGGGGUCUCUUAGCAUUUGUAAUUCACAGAUUUACGGGUCUAGCCAUAAAGAGAGUAUAACUGGAGAAGUGUGUCAAGUCUUUGCUUGUUUGUUGUUUCCAGUCCACAGACUGUUGGAGUUAUCAUUCGUUUGGACAGAGACAUGUUCUCAGUAUUGAAUCAACAUGGAAAGGUAAGUUCUGAAUUGCCUUGAUACUGCCUAAGUACAAUACUAUCAAAAAAAGUACCCCAGAAUACUCUCAGCAUGAAAGCUGCUGCCUUCUGCUCUCAGGAGCUUAUUGUUUACGAUCAAUUAAUCCAGUAGGAAAAUCUGAUCUAAAAGUUGCCGAUCAACUGAGUUUGAAUGGAAGUAUGAAAAUUUUUAACUUAGAUCUCUGCAGAACCGCCAAUGAAUAACCACCAUAGGUUGGACUCAGGCUUUUCAAAGGGACAUGACGAAUGUAACUUUCUUCCAUCUUUUUCUAGCCUGCAAACAGCUUCUGAGGGAACUUCGUUCUGAGGGAAGGGGAAACAGUCGUGAACUCUCCCCCUUCUGCCCCCGUCCUAGUUUUCAUGUUCUUUCUUAACUUAUCUUUACCCUAUCUCCCAGUACAGAGCCUGUUCACAGGCUACAUCUUCUCGUUAUCUAUCACCAAAAUCGCUUUGUUUAGCAUAACAAAAACUUAACAAAGUAAAAUGGCUCCUCCCUAACGUUCUUGUGGGGAGAUCAAACAAGAGGGCCGUACUUGUUCACUCUCAUCCCUAAGGCCCUGUCAGUAUGGUCUGAGUAAAAUCUGUUCUCAUUCAACUAGAAUUUCCUUUGUCUCCUUUGAAUAAUUAGGGCUAGAAAAUCCAAGGAAAUUCGUCUGUAGCUUGAUGAAUGGUGGUUUAAAAAGCGGACGGCUUUUACCUAAUACACAUAUUCUUCCUUACAUGAUUGAAAAUGGAUUCGUUUGUCAUCCUAGUCAUUACAAAGACUCAGGGAUAUUAACAGCUCCAGUGGUCAAUAACUCAACUGCUGUACUCUGCAGGAUCAGUUCUGGCGGCCGAGCGCUUGACUGUAGAGCGGGAGGUUGUGGGUUCAUUCCCUGGGGCUAGACUAGAUCAUUCUCUCUUGGGCUAGAUCAAAAAUCAGGGUCUUAAAAAUAACUGAGAAAUGAAGUUACUGCUUUUGCUUUUCAAAAGGCUGGACCUUGGCGUGGGUCUGAUGACCACGUAAAGUGGCGGUCCCGUCUCCGUUUGUUAGCCAGCGUAAAGAAGUCCCCUAUUUUCUUUGGGCGGCAAAGGAAAUAAGAAACAUGUGCUCGCGGGCUACCAGAAGGAGACAUAAAAAUAUUCCCUUAAUUAUUAAUUAGUACUUUCGUGCUAAAUACACUCAAAUAAAUUGCGUCCCUUUUUAGGUCAUUCAAGUCAAACACCAAGCUGUAGGAAGAAGACGAGAGAACAAAAAUGCUGUAGCGUUGGAUUCAGAGCAGGUUACAAAUCUUUGUUUUAACACUUCCACAGCGAUAGAGCUGGCGGUUUGGAAUGAAAUAGCCUGCGAGAGCAUCCGGUUUUUUCGGCUUUGGUUUCACCAGGGAGAGAAGCGACGACCGGAAAUACGUCUGCGGUUCGCAGGCUAGGAAUGAAAUAGCUGACAAAAAUACCAUCUUCACUAUUUUUUAACCCAGCGCCUUUGUAGGACCCGUGUCGAAUGCACGUGUAGAAGAUCUUACCAACCGCUUGUGUAUCAUUAGCUUCCAAGUAUCAUGUGUUUAAAUCAUUGAUCUCAUUACUGGGUUUGGUAGCUUCUUCUGAAUCAUUCACUUUACAGAACUUAUAAGUUGAUUUGCUUAUCAUUCAUCGUUUUUUUUUCCUUUUAGAACUCUGUGCAAGUGAGGGACAUCGUGAAAGUCAUAGAAGGACCACAUGCUGUAUGUACAGUACACUGAUGUAUUACCAUUACUAUUCUUCAACUGACCUUGAAUUUUGCCGACAGUCCUGAAACAACCCUAUCUGUGGAAAGUUGUGGUUUUUGAAUUGCAGGGUUAUGGGCUUUCCUACCCGGUCUUAUAUACUCACCUAAAACAUGACGAUGCGUUCCAUUCUCCCGUUCUUACACUUGUCUUGCGUGUUUUACUUGUAGGGUUUGCAAGGUGAAAUCAAGCAUCUUUAUCGCAGUUUUGCGUUCCUAUCUUCCAAGAUGGUGAUCGAGAACGGUGGAAUGCUUGUGUGUAAGACAAAGCAGCUGGUGCUGGCCGGGGGAGGCAAGGUAAAUAUGAAAGCAAAAUUGUUUCCGUUUUAUUUGAUAUUUCUAGGAAAAUAUUAUUGUGCUGGGACGCAAGUGUUCGAAACGCUGUCAGAAUCACGCCUGAAUUUUUAGGCUUUCUUUUCAGUUAUAAAAGGGUAUAUUCACCGUAAAGAUCACAACCAUGAGUCGAUUAAUUCUUGUCAUGGGACCUUACAUGUAUACGUUAUCGGCGGCCCGUUACGUAUUUAUGUUCAAAGAUAAAACAAGCUUUCUGUUGCAUGAGCUUUUAAGCUGUUUUAUCUUAGGUACUACUUGGUGCUCGAGUACCACUGCUGGGUACCAGCCCAAAUGGUGUUGUGUUAACACCUUGGGGUACCCGACAUUUAACUGCAGUGUACAUAUUUGCUCCAUUUCGCCUUGACGGCCGCCAUUUUCAUACGUGAGCGUAGCAGGAAGUUUUGGGUACGCAAAGCAGUAGAUUGGGCUUCGGAACUAACAGACAAUGUGUGCACCCAAUGACCCGGUACCUACUUUUGUGCCCGAGUUCAAGGUCUCGACCUUGCUGACCUUGUACUUGGGCGCCGCCACCUUGUUCGAAUUCUUUUAAGGUACUUAGUAAGUACCGUACUCACUCAGGCACGUUGCCCAAGCUUUAAGUGUGAACGCUGCCUUAAUCAACAAAGGGUCGGUUAUUUAAACGAAGUUUAACUUAGACCUCAGUUUAGGAAAUCUUUGGACUUCCAGAUCUCUUCUUUAGUGGGUUAUUUUAAGAAGACAAAUGCUUUUCUAGUCUACGCCAUAUGUUUUCACGAAACUGUUCACGAUAAAUGUUGUUGACGUAAACGCGUUUGGCUUAGAACGAAGUUUUGUUCAACACUGGCUAAACUCUGUUUAAAUAACUUGCUCAAAGAGUUUGCUUGUUUGUCGUUUCUUUGUUAGGCGAUAUCAAAUACUUUAGGCAUUAGUGGGUUUGCUCCAGCAUCGCCACGAAUAACAAGUCCUGCUAGAGAAGGAGGUAAGCUUUGGUUGCAGAAGAACGGUGUCCUGUCCAAGAAGACUACUAGUUUCAGUCAAGACCGUGACUCAAACCGUUAUCUCCCGCUAGCUACAACAAAAUUUAACCUUUAUUAUUCUAAUUCAUUAAUCCAAUACAGAAUCAGUACGUUUUUAAAUGAAUGUAAUACACAUCUUGCUAGAUUCCCUACAUGCUAUAUAUCGGUUCCCAUCGGUGGACGCCUUUGGGACUAUGAUACGAGAAGAUUUUUCAUCCAAGAGAGAUAAAAUGUGUUAUUUUCAUGUGGCCCGCGGGACCGUGGCUAGGUAUCUGUCCAUGAGAAAGAGGUUCAACAAACUGCUCCGUCAGAUAUAACUAACUCAUGGUAACUAACUAUUCAAGCGACUCUUCUCUUUAUAGUAACUUACUAAGGGAGAAAUUUCGAGGACACGCGCGCUAACGAGGGGAGAAAAAAGGGAGAGGAGGCCCUCGCCUGUUCCCCUCGUGCGCUAUAUAACAACAACAACAGCAACAACAUAAGCUUUAUUACCAAAUAAAAGUCAACUUAAUUUACAAUACAAUAUAUUAAUAUAAAAAAAGGUAACAUUUACUCAGAAUAACUAAAAAGCUAAUCGAGCUGAGUAAAGCUAAAUAAUGUUCAGGCAUAGGAGGUAGGUUGGCACUAAAGCUAGAACAAACAAGGAAUUAGUAAAUAGAUAAAAGGAAAAAAAUGAAAAAUAAAAAAAUAAAAAGACUCACGAACAGUAAGACUGUAAGAUGUUUGACAUGACUUUGUUUUUAAAGGAUUUAAGGGGGAGGUGUUUAAUGCUUUUAUCAAGGUUAUUUAUAUAAAAACCAGUAAAACAAAACAAAAACAAAAACCUGCCAUGCAGACUAAGUAAAAUGCCAUCUCUUACUCACUUAAAUCCUCUUUGUAACAGCUGGUGGCGGCGCUGGUGGCCGAGGCGCCCCGAGAGGAGGAAUGGGUCGAGGACGGGGUCGUGGCCGUGGCGGUCGUGAUAUGUCACUGAUUUCACAGACUGUGCGUAUCUCACAGGGACCUUAUAAAGGUAACUUACUACUCAAACGUGUCCGAAAGACGCCCAAGCCGCAAAAUGCAUUUUACACCCACUGAUAUUUUAUUCAGCUCUGUCGAAAUAGCUUUUAAGGCAAUGUUUCCUUUUAAAGACUUCGAAUGAAUAGAAGGUGAAAUUACUGAUUUCUAGUCGAGUAACCGUCAUUCGAAGAAGUGAACAAAGGACUCAUCGGGGACAAGUCGCAUAAUUCUUAAAGCCGGAAAUAACACUAACGUCUGGCGUUUAUGAUCCUAGUCAAACUUUUUAGUCUUUCGUCAGACCUUAGCAAAUUAUGCAGUUUGACAUUAAAUUUUAUGCAACGCAUCCCUACCCACCACACUGUCUGCAAUCUUGUAAAAUGAAUAGACCUAAUUGUUCUCUAGUUUUGGCUUUAAUGAGACAAAACUUGUACUUGUACCAGACAUUUACUUACCGAAAGUGAAAGUUAUAACUUGUUUGAUAGUUACGCCAGUGUUCUCCUCCUUUUGUUGAGUCCUGUAUUCAUCUCUAAGAACUGAACAUUACUUAUACAAAAGCAGUUUCUGAAAUCGAUGCCUCCUUAAUUGUUUAGUUCGUUUUUUUAAUUAUGAUCCUUUAACUUAGAUUUAAGUGAUUCACUUAGGAUGUAUUAUUUCAUGAAGUGUUGCUAUCUAAUAUGUUGUGUUGUCAUGUAAUUUAAUAACAGUAAUAAUAAUCAUAAUUCCUCUAUUUAGCCUCGGCAGUAUUUAUAGCGCUAAUGCUAGUGGGACCGAGCAAAUGCCUGAAACAAACAAUUCAAACUGAACUUAACAUGGUUAAGAAUCCCAACUGGCAGGAGGCAACCAGUUGACUAUUUGCAAGCAUGGCCGAGGAUUUGAACUCGGGCCUGACUACCGUGAACAAAUCCAGCUAGCGGUCAGCUGGGCCCAGUUGUUCGAACGUCGGUUAGCGCUAACCCGGGGUUAAAUUUUAACCCGGGAUUCUUUAUCUUUUUAUCAAAAGCACUCAGAUAAUUUUCUCUAAUUUUUUUUAGAGUAUCCAAUCAUCAAAUUGUAGGCAAAGAGAAUCAAACUGAAUUUGCACUGACCCUGGGUUAUCUUAACCCAGCUUCGAACAACCCGGCCCACAGCGGGAUUUGAAUUCGGGGCCUCCGAAUCGCAAGUCCAGCGCUCUAACCUCUCGGCCACGCUGCCUCCUAUAUGUUUUGUUUUAUGGCUUUGUUUCGCUGCUUUGCAUUGCAUUUGACAGAAAACCCAACUUAACCAACAUACUGUUCUCCCUUUCUUUCAGGAUAUGUUGGUAUAGUCAAAGAUGCCACCGAAACUACAGCUCGUGUUGAACUUCACAGUAGCUGUAAAACAAUCUCCGUGGACAGAAUGAGGCUUGCUAUUGUUGGGUAAACUCUUAUGAUAGCUUUUUCUAACCAACAUAGAAUCGUUUUCUCUUAAAACUAAACCAGUUACUUCGGCCUAUUACCACCGGCUUACAUAAAAUAAUGAAAGAAAGAAAUAAAUACUUGAAAACUGCAUCUAAAACGGGAAAUGGAAGGAAAUUGUGUGGAAGGGACUUUGAAUUUUGUUUUGGGUGGAACCGAUCUUGUAGCGUGUUGCUUUCGUUUCUUCUCUCCUUCCCCUAAACAUGUGACUCAUAGACGUUUGUCUUGCCUCAUACUGUGUUCAAGUAGUGCUGUACUGUAUCCUUACAUUGCUGUUUUAUUCCUCAGGGGUCCAUCCAGUCGCGGCAGUUCUGUCUAUACCAAGACUCCCAUGUAUGGUUCUCAGACACCCAUGUAUGGCUCCCAGACCCCUAUGCACGGUUCACGAACGCCCAUGUAUGGCUCCCAGACGCCAACUCAUGGCGAUGGUAAGAUAGCGCAUUGAAUUAAAAACUUAUAUCUUUGUGAAAUCUUCCUCACCAACUUUGUUCUUUUGGCAUGUAGCAGGUAGCAAUAUUGUUCCUUCUCCUACUAGGAUCCCUGACCUUAUUUUGAACGCUUUAAUUUAGCUCUUGCUACGUUUACCAAAGCAGUCGUCUACUCCUUAUUUAUACUAACCUUAGCUAGAAAUUCUUAUCUUUGUGAACUGACUUGACUCGGUUUCCUUGUUUUGCAGGAAGUCGUACCCCUCAUUAUGGCUCAAUGACGCCGUCCCACGAUCCUUCACGCACCCCACUUCACGGAGGAGCCUGGGAUCCAACUCAGCCAAAUACACCAGCACGCAAUGAAGAUUUUGAUUACAACUUUGAUACGUCCACCCCCUCACCAGGGGUAAGUUUUAUUUCUGAUGCAGGUUAAUACACACUCGCUUGGAAAUACACACUACUAUAUGGUUGAUCGUCAAUUCUUUCGAUCCAUAUUCAGUUAAACCUCACGUAAGCGACCACCCAAAAUGCAAAGAGUUAGUGUUCGCUCAAGGGAGGUGGUCGCUUACCGCUAAGAGUCAAACUGCAAGAGGAGAAGUCCGGAUACAUCUAGUUUUUGGAGAGAAUGUAUUACAUGCAAUUUUUAGGUUACAAUACAUGUAAAUCCUUGUUGUUUCUAAAAGUUGUUCUGAUACAAUCAUACGUUCAUACUCUCUGCUACUACAUACAGCGAACAGAAAGAUUAGACCAUUGUAUCAGGUGGUCGCUUAGAGGAGGAUUAAUACAAUGGAAAAUUCUUAAACCGGUCGCUUUCGAGAGGAUGUCGUUUAAGAAAGGUUCCGACCAUAAGGCUUUGAUGGGGAAAAUGUUAGUGUUUUGGAUAAGUGAUCGCUUACGAGAGGUGGUCGCACAUGAAGGUUCAACUAUAUUACACUCAAAUUAUAGCUGGGGUCGGCAGACGCACGACUUCAAUUCAGACGUCGUGCUUUUGCCGUGCUUGUGACGCUUUGAAGUUCCGCACUGCAGAAGCACGACGUGUUAACUGGCGUUAAGGUUCUUGAUUCAAGCCUCGAACUCGAGAGGUAAGACAGCGUUGGAAGUUGCUGUGGACAACCAUAAUCGUUCUCGGGAGAUUUUAUACGUUCAAUUCCCUGUCCUUGUCAUUGCUAGCAGCAGUGCCUUGUGAGAAGCACUCGUCUUUACCGACUGUUGAUGCAAGGACUCUUAUCUCUCUUAUGUUGAUAUUAUAUGAACAGUAAACGGUUUUUAGCGACCAACUCCUUAAGUAAUAGUUUUACCUAAUCAACUGGCUGAAUUAUACUUGAAAUCGUUUUACUCUUCCUUCUUUAGGUUUAUGGAACACCGAACCCAGCCACUCCCGGGGGAUACGGAGGACCGUACACUCCCAAUACCCCAGGGGGAGGCAUGUACGGCUCAGAACCAAGCUAUUCUCCUUACACUCAGUCCCCAUCUCCCGCUGGAUACGGUAACCCAAUGACCCCCGGUAGUAUAGCCCCGGUAUCCCCGGCAUUUAACCCGCUUACCCCAGGGACAGGUAUGGAGGAGACACACGCUGGAGGAGACUGGGUCACCACAGACAUAGAAGUGCGAAUCAACGAAAAUCACGAGGUAAGCUUAGUUAUUUUAACGAUAUAAGCACAGGUAACCCAGGCUCCAGGCCACCUUGUCUGAGUCAUAGUUUCGCGCAUGUUGAUAACUUGACGAACGUCAGUAGACUUUACUUCGAGGUACGCUACGUUUAUUCAGAUGGCGCCGAGUAUAUCCCGCAAAUAGUGCAUCACACAGGUUACAUUGAAACUUAUAAACAACACAUUGUUGAUGGGCACAAGCAGAAAUCAUUUGCCGUCGUUUACAAACACUUUUUAAAAUUAAUGAACACAAUGCCACAACACCAACGUGCCUUCUGAAGCAGUUCCAUACACUUGCAUAAUUUGUUACUUAGAUACUCUUGAUAAUGGCGUUACGAAAACGCCGAAACGUCGAAUUUUUUACGCUGUUAUUUAUUUGUUUCUGUUUCACUAAAUCACUGUUGAUCAGAAUUUUAUUUAUAGAGGAUAUUACCUGCCCGCGCGUGGAUACGAGUUUUAUCUUCGAGUGUUCAACUCGAGUGAGAUAUAGAGUUGAACACGAGAAGAUAAAAUUCGUACGCACAAGCAGGCAUGUAAUAUUCUGUUCAUUAUAUAGACACCGAGGGCGAGAUGCUGUGAUGGUCUUUUCCUAUUGGCUGAGACUGAAGUAGCCAUGACAACCGCGAUAUCUUCACAUGUGAAGGAUAAAACUUGUAUCUUCACUGGAUACCAAAUUUUCGUCACUGGAAAAAUCUUGGUAUUUCAUCGGUGUCUCUAAUAUAAUAAAUUCAUUUAUUUCUUAUUGCCGCCUUACGAAAUCUCGAAAGAAGUUUUUCGAAGUUCAUUCUAUCACUUGUUUAAUCUUAAUGAUCACGUGUAUUCCACGUGGUUUGUUUCCAGGAUCCUAAGCUAAUGGACAAGAAAGGUGUAGUACGUACUGUCGCUGGAGGAACCUGCACAGUCUAUUUAUACGACGAAAAGCGUGACGUCAGUGUCUCUAUUCACAACGUGGAUCCUGGUGAACCAGUUAAACAGGAUAAGGUAACCUGUACAUCUUGUUUGACUAUUUAUCUCCAGUUAACGUUAUUAGUUCCUCCGUCAAUCAGUGGUGACAGCCCCACCCUUAUAGCAGAGCCUUUCUUUCGCUUCCUCAAAUUUGGCUUACUUGAGCAAGACUCUGCAUGAAUCGAGUAAGAUCUUUGUUGAGCAUGCGCUGCAUGUUGCUAGGAGACAGUUUUGAACCCAGCCGUAAUAACCAUGCUCUUGGUACAACAGGCUCAGUAAUGACCAUCGGUUUAUCAAUAAAUGGAUGCUCGCACUCGAAAAAACUGGUUUGACGGGGGAAAACAAGAUUGAAUAGUCCAGAAUUCCGGGCUGCGGUGACGUCAAAGGCUUGACGUGAUUCAGGCAGAGCCUCCUUUUCUCCUCCUCAAUCAAGAAGAAGACAAAAGGAUGCUAUGCUCGCAUGGUGUGACCGCAGCCCCCAAAUAGUAUUUUAGGCUUGAGCCAUAGGUUCGUUUCCUUUUGAGGGACAUCUUUUCCGUCGUAAUUUUUCCUAGUAAUCGCGGUUCCAUUUUCUUAGCUUGAGUCCAGUUCUCACAGUGACACUUGCGUUCUGUUUUGCAGGUCAAAGUGAUUUUAGGAGACGACCGCGAGCGCACAGGGACCCUUAUCAACAUCGACGAUCCUGAUGGAAUUAUUAAAAUGGAUCAAACGGACCAACUCAAGAUUCUACCGCUAAAAUAUCUCGCUAAAAUGGGGCCCACGAAUAUUUAGAUUCUUUUGAGCAAUUGUCGUUUUGUUCUGGUCAUUCAAAAAAAUUAAUGGCGAACUUUGCACCAGUUAAGUGACGCUUUAGAGGCGUUACGAUAGACAGAAAACAUUGAUAGCGUUUCUUUACAGCAAAGAGGCUUCGUAACAGCUGUCUAGUUUCACACCUAACUAGAGUAUCACAGGAAUCCAAUUACGAUUAUGCUUUUUAAAAAUCGCCACAAGGAUCCAGGAAACGUUUUGUGAAGCUUUCAGGCUGAUUUGAAGAAUGUUCGGUUCUUUUAGUUUAAAGUUGUUUAAAAUUAGCAAUAAAAUAUGUCAUUGUAGUCGAGAAAAGUGUUACAAUGCAUCCCUCUUCCGCUAUCGCGCAACCUUGUG
Molecule: messenger RNA, 23356 nt
Organism: Porites lobata
Lineage: Eukaryota; Metazoa; Cnidaria; Anthozoa; Scleractinia; Poritidae
Source: the annotation of a GenBank genome assembly